UAUACUGUUCAUUUACAUUAGGGUUUAUUGUUGCUGCGGUGCUGCCUCGUGUGGCACUCUCUGUCCCUCACAGCCUCACUCCACCAAUUACCAGAGGCAGAGUCUUCUUCUUCUUCAUCAUUCCUCAAUUUCUCACAGACGGUGACAUGGGGAGAAGAAACGGGGGAAGGCCACUGUUCGGAACUCUCCGUCGUCGAUUGGAUUCGUGCAAGUCCCGCUACACCACCGUCGAUGACAUCGUUAACCACCUCCGCUCCACUUACCCCGAUUACCAGCGCACCAAGCAGCAAGCCCUCACUCGAUUAGUUCAACAAGUCCUCGAGCCACGUGCCAAACCCGCGGCGCCCAAAGUCUCUCCCACGCGCAGGGUUCAUGAUGACGACGAAGACGAUGACGAAGAAGGAGGUCGAAGCGCGCCGCGAAGGAGACGGAAUACAAUCGACCAAGGCGAAGAAAGGUUGCAGAAGAUGGAGGCUUUGCACCUGCGAAAAAGGAUGCAGGGAGAAGAGGAAGCUCAGGGUUCUGCAUCUACGUCCUCUGCUUCAAGCUCGAGCGCGUCCGGGAGCAGCGGCAGUGAGGAGGAGGAGGAUGAUGAUGAUGAUGAAGCAGUAUCUAUGUCGACAUCGGAGGACGCAAUUUACGGGGAGAAGUACGAACCUGCUUUCGAUUUGAUGAAGACGAUGCUGCGGAAUAAGUACACUCCCAAAAAGGAUGAUAAUGUGAGGAAGAAGAAGCCAGUUGUGGAGGAUAAGAACGUUGAAUUGGAGGUGGCCAAUAAUAGCAAGGUUACUAACGAGCUUUGUGCUGUGAACGGAGGCAGAGGCAGAGGCGAAGCGAAAGCUGCUGUGAAGGAUGUGAAUUCAAAGGGUUCCGUUUCGAAUGGCACCGGUGGUGGUGGCAGCGAUGUUGAAUUGAAACAGAAGACGGGACCCAGGUUCAGUGAUUUGGGUGGAAUGCAGGAUGUUUUGGAGGAGCUGAUGGAAGUGAUCGUGCCAUUGUAUCGUUCCGAGUUGCCAAGAGAGCUGGGUGUUACUCCUACUACUGGAAUCUUGCUGCAUGGGCCACCUGGUUGUGGCAAGACCACACUGGCUCACGCCAUAGCUAAUGAGACCGGUCUUCCCUUCUAUCAGAUAUCAGCUACUGAAUUGGUUUCAGGAGUCUCAGGUGCAUCUGAAGAGAAUAUUAGAGAGCUUUUCACUAAAGCAUAUAGGACUGCCCCAUCAAUCGUCUUCAUUGAUGAGAUUGAUUCAAUUGCUUCGAAAAGAGAUAAUUUACAACGAGAGAUGGAGAAGAGAAUUGUAACACAGUUACUGGUUAGCAUGGAUCAAUCAAGUAGCUGUAUGCAAUCCGCUAAUGAUUCGGACAGUUCUAAAGUUCAUUCUGGCCAUGUUCUUGUAAUUGGAGCAACAAAUAGGCCUGAUGCUCUUGACCCGGCCUUGAGAAGGCCUGGGCGGUUUGAUCGUGAGAUUGUUAUGCUUACACGCAAUCUUAAACUUGAGGGUUCAUUGGAUCUUAAACAUAUAGCAAGAUCUACGCCAGGAUACGUCAGUGCUGAUUUGGUAGCUGUGGUUAAGGAGGCUGGUAAUUUGGCAAUAAAGAGAAUCCUUUCUAGAAGGAAAUGGGAACUAUCUCAGGGUCUUACAAGGUGUCUUGGAGACUGGUGGAAGGAACCUUGGUCUCAUGAAGAUGUGGAUAAGCUUUUUUGCACAAUGUCUGAUUUUCAGGAAGCAGUGAAAAAGGUGCAACCUUCAUUAAGAAGAGAGGGCUUCUCAUCCGUUCCCAAUGUGAAAUGGGAAGAUGUUGGGGGCCUUGAUUGUUUAAAGGAGGAGUUUGAAUCCAGUAUAAUAAGGCCGAUAAAAUAUCCCGAGGUUUAUCAGACAUUUGAGGUGGUAAAUGAGACGGGAAUUUUGCUUUUUGGGCCCCCUGGUUGCGGUAAAACUCUUAUUGCCAAAGCUGUUGCCAACGAGGCAGGAGCUAAUUUCAUUCAUAUUAAGGGGCCUGAACUCUUAAAUAAAUUUGUUGGAGAAAGUGAGCGAGAAGUUCGACGAGUGUUUAGUCGUGCAAGGGCAUGUUCACCCUGUAUAGUAUUUUUUGACGAGGUGGAUGCUCUAUCAACCAAACGUGAUUCGGAAGGUGGAUCGGUAGUCGAACGAGUAGUGAACCAGUUACUUAUUGAGCUAAAUGGUGGUGACCAGCGCCAAGGUGUUUUUGUUAUUGGUGCUACAAAUAGGCCCGAUGUGAUGGAUGAGGCUCUCCUCCGUUCUGGUAGACUUGGUAAAUUUCUUUACGUUCCUGUGCCGAACGCCGACCAGCGAUUUUCAAUAUUGAAAGCUCUUGCAAGGAAGAAGCCUGCUGAUUCUACUGUGGAUUUGAGAGCCAUAGCUGAAGCUUGUGAAAAUUUUAGUGGCGCAGACCUUGCUGCAUUGAUGAAUGAAGCAGCUAAAGCUGCUGUCAAUGAGAAAUUGACCUCAGUUGAAGCUACUAGUGAUACUAAUACAUACAUGCCAAGGCAUUUUGAGAUAGCACUUACUAAAGUCUCUCCCUCCGUGUCUCCCGCGGAAAGGCGAAGGUAUGAGCGUUUGGCAGAGCGCUUUAAAGUAUCAUGAGGAUCCAUGGCACUGGCUAUUCUGAGAAAUAUUAUACUUGGAGUUCAAAUGGAGUUCAAAUGUUUAUUGUGGUUUGUUUUAAUUUUAUCUUAGUGAUCUCCCUAUGUUUUGCUCUUUUGUUUAUAAGUUUAAUAUUUUAUUUCGGAAAAUUAAUAUUGCCACUCUAAUUUUGAUAAUACGACUCUGUUUUUUUUAAUAUAAAUUAAUGCAAAUAUACAAUACAAAAAAAUCAUACAUAGAGUAGCAUUAUCAAAAAUAGGAGUGGAUUUAUUAUUUCCCAUUAUUUAGAUGAAGUUGUUUUCUCCUAAAGACAAUAGAUGAAAAUUAAAUUAUUAGAUAGCUUAACAUUUUCAUUAAAUGAUUAUUUAACGGGUUUUUAUUAUUAUC
Arachis duranensis is the source of this 2993-nucleotide messenger RNA. RefSeq names its product cell division control protein 48 homolog C. The record is from RefSeq and is a predicted model, not a curated record. Gene Ontology annotation, cellular component: nucleus. NCBI's taxonomy places the organism in Eukaryota, Viridiplantae, Streptophyta, Magnoliopsida, Fabales, Fabaceae. Gene Ontology annotation, biological process: ribosome biogenesis. Gene Ontology annotation, molecular function: preribosome binding; ATP hydrolysis activity; RNA binding.